This is a messenger RNA of Aureobasidium namibiae CBS 147.97, 1458 nucleotides long. Its product is annotated as MFS general substrate transporter. The annotation marks the transcript as partial. The transcript has 2 exons. Gene Ontology annotation, biological process: transmembrane transport. Lineage: Eukaryota; Fungi; Ascomycota; Dothideomycetes; Dothideales; Saccotheciaceae. Gene Ontology annotation, molecular function: transmembrane transporter activity. The record is from RefSeq and is a predicted model, not a curated record.
UUGCACCGUGUCGAGACCAACAUGUCGGGAGUGGUCAACACUAUGGGAACCACAAGAAGAAGACUCGUCAUGCUUUCGCUCUGCCUGUCUCAGUUCCUCGCUGCCAUCGAUAUCACCAUCGUCGCGACCGCACUUCCGACCAUCGCCAGCAGCUUGCAUGCGACCUCAGCACAAUACACGUGGGUUGGCUCAGCAUACAACCUUGCAAGUACGGCAUCGACACCACUUUGGGCCAAGCUGUCCGAUGUCAUCGGAAGGAAAUCCGCGCUUCUCGCGGCCAACGCUAUAUUCCUGGCUGGUAGCUUGCUAGCUGCCCUUGCCCAUUCAAUUUUGGUUCUCAUUGGAGGUCGCUGUCUGCAGGGUAUCGGAGGUGGAGGUAUGAUGAUUCUCAACACCAUAAUCAUCAGCGAUAUCUUUCCACUGGAAGAUCGAGCAAAGUACUAUGGUCUAUCCGCCAUUGUCUGGGCUAUCGCAAGUGCCCUUGGUCCGAUGCUGGGAGGUGUUUUCACUUCGACGAUUGGUUGGAGGUGGUGCUUCUACAUCAAUCUGCCUCUCGACGGCAUCUCCCUUGUUCUGGCAGUCCUCGCCCUGAAGCUCAACAUCAAGAGAGCCCCAGCCAAGGAGACACUUGCAAGCUUGGACUACGUCGGAUGCAUUAGCAUUGCGGGUGGCGCCAUACUUUUCCUGCUCGGAUUGGAAAGCGGAGCUAGCCAUCAACAUUCUUGGACUUCAGCCUACACUCUUGGUAUGCUCAUCUCUGGCAUCGGCCUGCUGGCAGGAUUCAUGAUCUGGGAGUGGAAAGGUGCUAAGAACCCUCUGAUCCCGAUCCAAGUCUUCGCAUCCCGCACAAGCAGGGCUGCUCUCACCGUCGCUUGCUGUCACAGCUUUGUCUUUAUCGGCUUCGACUUCUACCUUGCCUUGUACUUCCAGGCAGUACUUGGUCGCACUCCAAUAAUCUCCGGUGUACUUCUCUUUGCAUUGAUUCUGCCGCUUUCAUUCGCAACAUUCUUGACCGGGAUGUUCAUGCGCAAAACUGGUAAAGUCAGUCCUUUCAUCUGGUUCGGAGUAUUCUUCAUGACUCUCGGAACUGGACUAUUCAUCGACUUUGGCUCCAAGAUGGUACUGUGGAAACUCAUUGUGUUCCAAAUUAUUGCAGGUAUCGGUGUCGGACCACUGUUCCAGGCUCCGAUGAUUGCGCUUCAGAGUGUGGUCAAGCAGAGGGAUGUUGCAGCCGCCAACUCCGCUUUCACUUUCCUUCGCAGUCUGGUCACUUCUUUGUCUCCGGUCAUCGGCGGUGUUGUGCUCCAGCGUGGGCUUGGGUCCAGCUCAUUGACAGGCAAUGGACAUGUCUCUGCCGGUGGUGGUCAGAAUUCGGUGAAGUAUGCGAGUGCGUUGAGCAACAUGUGGAUCUUCUACACUGCAUUCUGCGCAAUCAUGCUUGUUGCGACGGUUUGGAUC